AAACAAUAAUGCAAAUUCAAACGCCAGAAAGAAAAGAAGUGUUUUCACAAUAUAUUUUGUUUAUUAUCGAAAAAAUGAUUGACUGAAUAACUCUGACAUGGCACGUCGAGUUCCUUGGAGACGAGUUUGUCCUGAUGUUGUCGCGAGCAGGAUCGAUGAAGCGAUCCAAGCAAGAAUUUAUCUUCUACGCGAGACGGGACCAACGGGAUUUCUUUUGAAGGAAGAUGGUUCGGAUCGCAAAUUAAAGGUUUGUUUUCGUAAAUUUAAUUAUUUUUACUAAAUUAAUUGUUCACAGAGAACAUUCUCUAGCAACUGCAUUUCUCCUUUUGCUUCUACGUAUUCUGAAUUUCUUUGAAUUAACAGAGCUUAAGUUAAACAUGGCCUAACAUGUGUACAGUUUCAUAAUGAAACUGUAGUCAGUCAGCCAGGAAAUUAAUCAGCUAAAAUCUAGAUGGAGGGAGGGUUCUCAUAUGCCACCAACCUGCUUGUCGCUGGAGACAUUGACUUUUUGUCCUCGGGCAGUGAUGUCGAAGUGAAGUCCCAUGGACAUGUGACAUUUGACUAUGACAUGUCACUGGUGAAAAGGCGUGCGAAAUGAUAGAUAAGGGGUGCUUACCAUUUUGACAGAAAAUUUCGGAAAUUCCGGAUGGAAAUUAAAUGGUAAGGUCACUUUUCGGGAAUUCUUACCGAAAAUUGAGGAGUACGUUUUGAAGUAGUCCUUUCAUUCUGGUUAGUACGAACCAAACGGAAUGUUGCUUACCAUUAACUAAUUUCUCGGUUCCUUCUCGGAUCCAGACUCAUGCUAUACAAAUUCGCCCUGUUUUGGAUUCAAACCGUAACAGAUGUGGCAUUUCUACGGUAAACUGGUAAAUUGCUUACCAUUAAGCUUUCAACACCCCAGCCGGAUUUUUCUGUCAAAAUGGUAAGCACCCAAGUUGUAAAAACCGCCAAUGUGUCUGCCGGCUGCUUGAUUGUACGUCGCCGGCUACUCAGACCCCUCUACAUAGCUUCAGGGGCCUUGCUGCCCCUUGAUUGUCACAGCCGCCCGGAGUCGGCCGCCUUCUUCAAAACAUUUUGAAACCCUUAAGGAAAGUUCAUUUAAUAUGACAAGGGGGGGAUGAAGAUAUUGAGGGGGGGCUCCGAAAAUUUUUAGACACCCGAAGGGGGGGCUCUAAAAAAAUUGUUGCGCUAGAAGGGGGGACUCCGAAAAUUUGUAUACUUCAAAACCAACACAUGACAUCAUCAUACAGAUCGGAUGGUUUUCAACUCAACAAUUUAAUGACCUGUGCAACUCAGCUAUAUCACGUGGUUUACAGAUAUAACAAAAUUUGUUAUAUCUCUUCAUCCCAAAACUGCUUUAGAAAAUUGUAUCACAACUGUAUCUCAAGUUUGUCAUAGUAUAAAAUACAGUCUAACGAUCUUUUUUUCAGGGGAAAGGGAAUUGAAGGAGGAGAGGGGGGGCUGAAAUUUUUUCAACUACCAAGGAGGGGGGCUCUAAAAAUUGAACCGCUAGCGAGGGGGGCUGCUAAAAUUUCAAGCUUGAGUUUCAAUAUCUUCAUCCCCCCCUUGUCAUAUCAAAUGAACUUUCCCUUAGUAGUCUCCUUUGCAGCCGCUUAGGCCAGAGUCAUCCAAUGCUCCCCAUCCCCUCCAGGGGCAGGCCUGUCAACCCACAGGAACAGAAAAUCUGGACAUUUUCAAAAAGGCAGGUCAAAAUUUGGAGAUUCAUUUGGUUAGAAAGAAAAUGCCUGUAGUUUUCUUGCCGCUCACCAUUUUUUAGUCCCUCAGGUGCCCACCUUCAUGCUAUCAUGGUCAUCAGUAGCUGGUUAUGGUGAAUUAUACGUGUGCUUUUAGCCAAUCAGAAUCGGGGAAAUAUUUUGAAUUAUUAAAUUAUAAAGAUAAUUAUCAGAAAUACUGCGAAAAUUAUCAAAAGUUGAAAAUUAUCAUUAGCUUCUUUUCAAAAUUGUUCAUGCAUGUCAGUUUUCCAUGAGAGCAAGUUAAAACUGGCAGCUCCCAAAAGACUGGGAGAUUGGCUGGUUUGUUGGGGAAUGUCAGUUGACUACCAGAACUUAAGGCUUUGUAGAAAUUGACUAUAUAUCUUUACAUCUUUUAACACUGAACUAUCAUACAAAAAAAAUAAUGUAUUUUCCUCACUCAGUAAGAUAUAAGCUUUGGCUUAAAUUAAUUAUUAUUUGUAGUAAGUUACAGUUAUCUUCACAUGAUAACAAAUGGAUUGAACUACCUAUGACUUUUCUGUUCUUAGGUCUUCUUAGGAGACCAGCACUCUUGUACAUGCCAGACUUUUAUGAAGGAGAAAGAGCUCUGUGUUCAUAUCCUAUGGUAAGUGAACUGCAAAAAUUAGUAUGUGUAAUCAAUUGGUGAUGAGUGAAAUUAGGGAAUAAUUUCAUGCGCGUUUGGGGAAAUUAUUAGGAUUUGGACAAAAUGCAAGUGAAAUUGUUCCCUAAUUUCAUGUAUUACCAUUUGAUUACCUAUUAACAUCAUGGGUGACGAAUAACGUUAGCAAUCGUAGAUUUUUGACAUGUUCAUCCUGGAUCGUAUCAAUCGAGAACUCCACUCUCUCAAAUGUUUAGACCUUAAAUUUGGCUCAUAAAGUUCAGAAUGUUUCAGACUUUUUCGGCAAAAUACCUGUUAGAAUCCUUCUUGGUGUUCUCUUGUGUGUUCAGGUUUUCUAAAGCGUCUUUUUGUGCCCUGACAUCUUCAUUCAUGACAUUUUAAAACUUCGUCACCAUCUUGAAACGGAGACGUACAGCAGGUUGCCAUGGCAAUUUAGUAAUUUCACAUGUGAAAUUACAAAUUAGCGCUGAAAUUUCGCGCCAAAAUUAAGGAGUAAUUCGUCACCUAUGAUAUUAAGAAAGGUUAAUCUCUCUUGCAACAUCCUAAAACCCAUAACAGUGAUAAAUGUUCAGUUAUAGACAUGGCAACAUGCAGUGACCAGAAAACAGCUCAACUAGCUUUAAAAGUCCUUUUUUGUCCAGAUUUCAGGGGGCCAAUGGGUUAAGCCUCCCCUUGCCCUCACCCAUGCAGUGGUCUAGAGGUUUAUAAUGAUAUUAAUUCAGUUGUUUGUUUUAUAUGUAUAGGGUAUUGCUUAAGAAAUUUCGAGUGCCCAAAGAAAAUCCAAGUGAGUUUGAUCUUAUUGUACUGUUGCGUGCAUGUAUAUACACAUGACUACUUCCUAAUAUUAUCACUUCCUGCAAUACAUGUAGGUUGCAACUUUGUACUAUGCUGAUUUGGGUCUGAGGGAAGUACUUUAUGUACCCUGGCCACUAGCUUAUUAAUAAAGACCAGUAUAGAGAGAUGGUGGCAUGUUUUAGAUGUCCAAGAUACAUGCAGUCAUUAUUACAGUCAGAUCCCAUAAAUGAUUAUUGCAAACACCCUCAGGACUGCAAGAUAAUGUCCUUAAUAUUAUAACAGGGUUAGAGUCUGUAAUAACCAGCCAGAUUUAACUUCAGUCAAAUAUUUUUGCUACGGAGUACAGAUGUAGCACCACUGCUCUCCAUGUUAUCGGGGUGUCAUGAUCAGUAAUACAGUGAGGUGUCCAGAAGGAAUUUUUAGAGAUGCCUGCAUGUAUAGAAAACCGGCAGAUCUGUUCACAGUCUGCUACAGAUUUGCUGGCAGAUGAGCAGAUUUGGAGAUGGUUGGUCGUUCCUCAGGAUGAAUUCAAAUACCGGCUUAUUGGUUAAUAUGUGUGUUUAAUUCUGUCUUUAAAACAUUUUUAGUAACUUUCCAACUGUCACUGGUGGAGCGUGAGAUUAAUGAAGUCAUGAGAGGAUGCCAUGCAAGGUCACACCCAGCAAAGAAAAAAGACUCUGAGAAGGACCUCAUCAUCUUUGAUGGCAGGGAGAAACUUAAACAGAAAGAAAUAGAAACAGAAGAUGUUUGUCCUAUCUGCCAGGAAGAGUUCUUGCAACAACCUGAACCACUCACAUUUUGCAAGUAAUGAAUUGAUAAUGUGUACCCUUUAAUUAAUUAAAAUACAUGUAUUGACUUUUAAAAAAAUGCAAAAGUCCCUGUAGGUUUCAGUGUGUUUUAGCAUACAGCUUUUGGGCACUAUUGUUUGCUUGAUCGAGGUUUAAACAGAGCAGCUACUCUUGCAUCUGGUGCCAAAGAGUACGAAAGCUUUCCCAAGAUUUUUAUUAAUGGUUUUAAUGAAACACUGCAGAACAUUACCAAGGAUGUUACAAACUGAAAUAUAGAUGUACACUGUACACUUGUGUGAAUGUUCCCGAGAAAUAAUAAAAAUUUAAAAAAUUCUGUACCAAAGGAAACAAAAUUUUGUUGUUUUAAAUUUACAAGCUACUGUGUUCAUCUUCAGAUAUGCGCAUAUUUCCAUUAUUUUAUCUUUCAAAUGAAUAUACUGUAUGUAUGACUUUCUUCUUGUAAUAAUUUGCAUGCAGGUAUGGAUGUGGAAACAAUGUCCACGUGAAAUGUAUGAAGGUUUGGGCAGAACAUCAACGUUCCACUGGUGAGAACAUCAUUAAGUGUCCACUCUGCAGGGUCGACUUUGGAUCAUUUCAGGUUUGUAAGCCAGAAAAAAGAAUUAUUUGCUCCAUUAAUGAUUUGCAAUUGAAUGAUUUCCCUGCAUCAUACUUUCAGCAGUGGGACGUAUGCAAAACAUGGACCUCCAGCCCAUGGACCACUCCUGUGGACCUACUCCAUGGACCCUUCGAGGACCAAGUCCAUGGUCUACCCAUGCGGACCACCCCUAAUUUUUGAAGAUGAAUUUUACUAGAGGUUUAAACAAAUUUUAAGAACCUUAAAUGGAUGAAUCUGUGUCUAUAAAUCAUAUAUUAUUAUUAUCAGGAUAAUUUGGUCAAAUUUUUCCUGAAUUCCAUACCAAUGUAAUGAAUUUGGGUUAGUCUGCUGAAGUAGUAAUAUUUUUAAUAAUAUUUGAAGAAAAAGGGGAAGGGAGGAAGGUAGUCUCCUCAUGUCUUUUUAUUUAUGUUGACGCGUUGCGUGACAUCACCAAAAUGGCUGCAUGGGAGACUAGGGAGGAAGAGGUAUUUUAAUAAUGCAUUUUAUGAUUGCAUGAGUACCUUCCUCAAACAUGCCUUCCCUUGAUUGCCCUUAAUAGAAAUGUUCACUCGGCAGCAAACUUAUUGAAUCCUGCUUAGGGAUCAAUAAGCAUAAAAUGACCUGCAUACGUAAUCUCAAACAAUGUGGUUGGUCAUACAGACAUCUAACAUUAACGUCAAACUUCACAGACAUGACAGUUAUAUAUCUGCAGGUCAUUUUGUGCUUGAUCAGGGUAAGCAGGAUUCAAUAAGAUUGCCAAUCUGAUGAAUAAACAUUUCCAUGGGCUAUAAAGGGAAGGCAAGUCUGAGGAGAGUAUGCAACAUGACAACACAAAACAAUGUCUCUGUACCACAAAUGUUGUUACCGGGGGGGGGGGGGCACUUGGGUAUUUUUUGGGUGGAUAUGUGCCACCCGGGACUCCAAAUUGGCACCCGUUCUAAAAACAAUUUCCCCUAAAAUUGAUACCCCUUUCUAGAAAUAGGCCAAUUUUUUAUACCCCAUUCUAGAAUUCGUCCUAAAACUGAUACCCCGUUCUAGAAAUGGGCCAAUUUUUUAAAGUCCAUUCUAGAAAGUUUGUAAAUUGAAAUAGCCCUGUUUUUUUUAAAGAUAUUUCUUUAUUUGUUCGACUUAUACAUCAAAUAAAUGCUUCUUCAUGAUCAGCAACAAUUUUAAGCAGAAGAUAAAGCCAAGCCUUGAUCCACAAUUUUUUAUACCCCACUCUAGAAAACGCCUCUGAAAUGGAUACCCUGUUCUAAAUCAGGAGCUUCAAAAUCAUGACCCCGUUGGGCGGCACAUACCUCUACCAGACUUGACCGAACCCAAUUUUAUAUGGAAUUCAAGAAAAUUUGAACAGGUGUAUAAUGUGAGAGACCCAUAGCCCUGAUAUAUUAUAUAAACUGACAGAAGUUUUUUCCAAUUGAAGGUUCCUAAAAUUCAUUCAGACCUCUGCUAUAAUUCAUCUUUAAAAAUUAGCGGUGGUCCACAGCUAGUGGUAGUCCAUGGGUCCAUGAAGUAGGUCCAUAGAUCAUGGGUUCAUAUUUUGUUAUAUCCCCAACUGUGAGUGAUGUAAUUAGUUUUUUGUAUAAUUAAGCACAUAAAUUGUAAAAAAAGUCACAAUUAGUGGUUUAACAUCAUUGUGUUGGUAAAACUGUACGGUCAAUAAAUAGAAUAAAAAAUAAAAAAUAACGGUACUGCACAAUUUAGUUUCCCUUAGCUCAAAUAAACAACAUUUAAAAUAACUUGAUGAUGGGGCAAAUUAGAAAAAAAAUGCCUCUGGAUGGUUAGGAGCUUUUCUCAGAUUUUUAAAUGUGAUAAUACGUGGAGUCAUUUAUCUUUCACUUGUCGUUGUUUGUGUAUAUUGCCAAAGUUAUGUAUUGUUAAGUUAGUUAAUGCCCUACUCCUCACACCACACCUUGAAAAAUUCACAGUAAGAUUCCUGGUCACUUACUCAAAAGAUUAAAUACUUUUUAAAAGGAAUUGAUGGACGAAUUUCACAAGUCAUCCCGGCGCAAAACAAGAGCAGAAAGACAAGAUCUUCACCUAGGGGCUACUUGCAAAAAAUGUAGAGUGUGUCCUAUUGCAGGAAAAUGUUAUAGGUAAGAAAUUGUGAACACAACUGGUAUGCCAUACACACACUGUAGGUGAAAGUGGCCUCUUUUGUUUCAUGUCCACCUGGGCCCUAUAAUUUCCUAUAUGACUGAUAUUGUUUGGCCACUGUUUAAUCAUAACAUUGUAUGCACUUUAGUGUAUGUUAAUUUUGUUUUAAUCUGAGAAAUGCCGAUAUUAGACAACUUACACAUAAGGGUACAUAAAUUAUCUAUAACAGAGAUUUCCACUGGAUUAUGAGUUUCUCAACAUACAUGCUAUAUAAUAUUACACUUAUCACACUAUUGUUAAAGAUAUUUAGGAUCACAAAAAUCAUACUUUAUUAUCUAUCGUGUCUGUCAGGGUUAUCAAGGAUCACCAGGUUUAACUCGCAAAUCAAGAAUUAGAGUAAUUUUUUUGGCUCUAUGAAAAGUAGUCAGAUUGCUACAGAAGACAACAAUCCCCCGUGAUGACAAGAAGAGGGUGUUGUGGGGGGUGGAAAGGAUUAGUUUCAAAAGUUCGUGACCUGUGUUCCCUGUUUUCUGUUCUUUAAAUCUAUGAACUUAAUUAGGUUCACUUACAAGUUAACAGUUAAGUAAUGAUCCAGGUAAGAAGGGAAGCAAUUUCUUUUGUUGUGGCGCAAUACGCUUUCCUCACAUAGAAAUGUUUUCAUUUUUACGCAGAGAAUGCAUAAAUCUACAAAAAAGCUGUUUACGAAAGAAAAUGUAUUUAAACUCCACUUUUAAAGGGUGUAUUUUUGUGUUAAAACAUUUCGACCAAUCACAAGAGAAAUGUUCACAAUUUUACAUGAUCCGCACAUACGAUUUCUGUGUUAAUUAGACUCAGACGAGAUACAUGCUGCUUUGCGAAGACUUCGUAAAAUUUGAUGUUUAAACCAAUCAGAACCUUAGUAGAGACAAUAGUAAAGUUAGCAUGUUUUUGCAUUCCGACGUGUUCACUGCGUUUUGGUCCUUUCCUUCUUCUCUAGACCAUUACUUAAAAACCAAACUCUAGUAUCUGAGUGUCCAUGACACCCUGCCACAGCAGCCACACUCAUGGCUUGCACGGCAGUUCAAAAUAUCACAGUUUAGGAUACCAUUCUCCUUGACUUGCUUAAUUUAGAAUGCCUUUCAAUGUAAAUCAUGUGCUUCUUCUUUCCUCAGAUGUGUUGUUUGUUCAGAUUACCAUCUCUGCCAUGCAUGUUUUGCCACAGAUACCCACACCCAGCAUUCCUUUCAGUUUCGACAAGUAAGGCAUUCAUAAUUAUAUCGCCCCGUGGAAGGGAAUCCAAGACAGACUUGGAUUCUGGAUUCCGCACGGCGUGGAUUCCGGAUUCCAGGCACUGGAACUUGGAACUUGGAUUCCGGAUUCCCAUCAAUAGUGGGAUGGCGGAUUUCUUGAGCUGUAUUCCGGAUUCCAAAGCCCAGGAUUCCACAAGCAAAUUUUCCCAGAUUCUGGAUUACACAAGCAAAAAUUUCUUGGAUUCCGGAAUCUGAAUUCCCUUACAUGAGGCGAAUCAUAGACAUUUUUUUUGGAAACCCUUUCACUCAGACUAAAAGCAGGCAAAAUAAAAAUUCACCUCAAAAGUGAAUGACUUCUUUUGGUAAAUCCUUAGAAAUAAAUAGUACUUAACAGAGGUUUUGUCAAAGAGGUUUAAUUUGAAUGGUAACACCAUGCGAUUUCGUUCACGUUAGAGUGACAAAUGACCUCGCCACAACUUGGAAAAGCCUUGAAACGGUUAAUAUUACGUAACAGAAAGGAUAAAAUAGUUUUUCUCUUCCAUACUGUCCCACUUCAUGAACUGUAUCUGAACGCCUCGAACAGGCUAUAAUCUAUUGCUUCCUGCAGGCUUCUUCUUGAUUUCAAGAGUGUGCUUACAAUCUCACGUCCACUUUUUCGCCGGGGGAGUGCCUGAAAAACUCCGUUUCUGUUUAUUCUGAGAACCUGAGAAUACAUUUGCUUUGUUAAAUUUAUCAGCGAUACUGAGUUUUACGAAUAGGUCAAGAUUAUUGAUUGAAUGCAAGUUUAAAAAUGUUAACGAACUGCUGAUUAAUCUUUCUUAUUUGGCAGAAACUAAGUGAGCGCUGGCGGGCAGCACAAAGAAUUACUCCAUUGCCAAAUGCUGUCAUAAACGAUUUACAGAACCGAGACAUAUCUGAUGGCGAUUAUGAACUACUGCUUCAACUUGACAGGUGAAUUAGGCUCGAGAAAUAAUUACGACUACUGUUAUAUUAUUUCCUUAAGGAUUCCCAAAGGUUCAAAUUUUCAUUCAAAAGGUAUUAAUAAUCAACAGGUAAAAUUGACACUCCAAGGCAAAGUUUAACAAUCCGUUCUGUUUCUGAAACUUGAUGCUCAACCGUACUCAAGACGCCAUGUGUUUUGCGAACAUAGUGCCGUACGUUGCGGGGAAAAUUUUGCCCGAAGCACAAGCACAUACAGUGUACACAGGGUUACCCGACGACAAUUUUCGGAAAAAUAUCUGUUCGGAAGACGAUUUGAGAACUAGAAUUUUCGGAAAUUUCUUCCUUGCCUGCUUCUCCUAGGAUUUUCGAACAUCUAAAAAAUGGUAUAAUUGCCUAUUUUUAACGGAUUUUUACCCUAAAAAGGUCACCUAGAAUUUUCGGGAGCCUUUUUUCUGGCUGAAAUUUUCGAAAAGGUAAGUUUUGAUCUCUAUAAUUUUCGGAUCACUAGACUUUCAGCUAGGAAAUCCGAACAGAUGAAAAAUUUUUAGGGGAUAAAAAUAUGCCUAUAUCUACCGUUUAAAUACCAAAAUACGUUUAACAAUGCCAUGUUUAAGUGGUUUUGAACUAUAUUCUCGUUGGGUGCCCCUGUGUACAGAAACUUGUCCCUGACUCGAGCUCAUUUAAAACAGCCGACAUUUCGUGACACCACCACUGGUUUCCCGCGAAAUGACGCCAGAAAUCAGAAGUGACGUCAUUUUGCGGUAAAAGUAUUGGCGGCGUCGCGAAAUGUCGCGGGCUGUUUUCUCAGGUUGGAGCGCUAUGUGUUUUAAGCGUUAUGGUUAAUUGAGUAAACGAGAGUUAAUGUUUCACGUUCGUUGACAUGAUGUGUAAUUCUCAUUGCAUGCUGGUAUACUCUUCCUCCAACCACAGACAAGUAACUGACCAGCAAGGACUUCCUGCCAAUAUAAUCUUCAAUCUACCAACUCAAGUGUUGCAAGACAGACACAGACUUGUUACAGAUGGCAGCACCUGCGGUGUGUGUUUACAAGGAUUCCAGGCCAGACAGUGCAUAAGAACUCUUCCGUGCCAGCAUCCCUUCCACAUUAGCUGUAUAGAUAAUUGGCUCACAAACCAUUCUCAGUGCCCUGUAGAAGGUUCUUAUGUUGGAUCAGUAAUCGCUGCCACAGCUACCAAUGGAAGGUCCAGAGAGGUCCCUGGUAUUGGCCGUCUCACUUCUGGUGUAAUCGGCAAUCAUGGCUUAGGCGGGGCUGGUAAUAAAAAGUCUGGGCAGAGAUUAAAGGCUCUCACUGAUAGAAACAAUUCAGAGAAAAGUUUACCAAGUAGUUUUACGCUCAGCGGGUCAGGACUGUUGGCCACAAAUAGCAGUAAGACAAGGUGAGUCCGGCUGGUUUUUUCCAGAAUCAAAGAUUAGAGUGUUCGCUUUCUUAACGUCAUAACAAGAGGAGGAAAUGGAGGACUUUAUCGGGCCGAGAAUGCCGGUUUAUUUGUUCGAAUUUGGCUUGGUACAAGAACCUAAACAAUUAGUUGACUCGCUUGUUGGCAUAUCUGUACUGUUACAGACAUAUCCUAAACGUACACAUCUGUAUUGAACUCUGUUGUGGAUGGGCCCUGUCAGUGUAGUUACCUGUAUAAUUCGUGUUUGGGGUACGUUAAAAGCUUCAGAUUCGGUCAAGCAGAAGUAUGGGAAAGAAAAUUGGUGUCAUUGUGGCUUGGAACCUCUUGUUACCACGGUACAACAAAGUACCAGACUACCAAACGUGCUUUGAUACAUACGGCAGUUCGCGCGUUCAUCAAAUAAAAAUGCGUUAGGGUAGAGGGCAGUGACAUCCUAGGACAGUCUAAUUCAAAAAAUCUAAUUUUGGAAAAUCUAUUUUUACUCCAGAUCAAGUGGAGCUGGAAUCAACACCCUUGAUCAUUCGCGCCAUGUUCCUGUAUCAACCGUCGAGCCCCCGCAGCUUGAUCAACCUACAAUUUCUCCUCACACCUCUUCGGCCGCACAGUUUGCCAGAUUGUCAUCCGCGGGUCGGAACGGGUCUGGGUCCCGCCUGCCAGAAUCCACGACUGGAAUUAAGGGAUUUACCAGACAUAAUUUAACGUUUAGUCCUGUCAGCGCCAAGCCGCCAAUGCCACCGCAAACUUUGAAUAAUAACAGAAGUUCCAGCAGUGAAGUCAGACGGCCAAGGGCUAAGCUACACAGGUCACAACGAAGCAAUGUAAGUACGCAGAGUAUUUGAAAUUGCGGGUCACUUAUACCCUGUGGGUAGAGGACAGUGCUGUCCAUCUAGGUUAGUUUUAUAGUUAACAAUGUUUAUUUAGGCUAGUUUCUUUCGGAUUGUGUAUUGUAUUGUUAUUUUUGAAUUAGUUUUAUUUCAGUGUCCCCAGUUGGCAGAGUUUUUUUUAUCUUCUAUUCGAGCUUCGAGAUGGACCUAUUUUGCCCGCAGCGAAUGCUUCCUUUACCAAAAAGAAAAGAAUUGUGGCGUAGAACAAACGUAGGUUCUUGAUGUUUCCUUUGUUUGUGCAGUCUACAAGUGUCAAUAACAAAUUCUGUCAUUCUUUCAGUCUGUUGGAGAACUUAGUUUGUUAGCAUCGGGUACUGCUGUGCAGCUUGGAUCGCAGACGCCGCCCUUGAGCACGGACAAGAGACAGCGAGGACAGCUUGUCAAGGGUAGUUUCACAGCCAAGAGUUCGAGACAUUCUCUGUCUGAUCCCGGACUCGCAGUCACAUUAGAACCUGUGAUCGCGUCAGGAAUUUCCGUGCAUCUUCCCCCUGUGGACAUAGAUUGAAUAUCUCAUUGAAUUUUCUGGUAGUUCCUUGGUGUUGCACUUGUGAGACAGCAAAGAAAGGAGACCUUUUGAUUCUAAGACGAGAACGCCGGACUAUUAGGAUGAGAUUUUCUCUAUCAGUAGUGCGCGUGUGAAUCAAAAACGUAGAAGCCGUCGUCAUUUUUCUACGGGUUUCAGAAGAAUGUCGCAGUGGCAAAAACAAGUUCUCAAAAGUUGGAAGUUUCACCAUUUUGCGAUCGGGAGAGGGUUUAACCUCCUUUAAUAAAAAAAACCGUGCUGACUUUUCUGAUGAAAAAAGUACAAUAAAGCUUUCCGGGGUGUGUAUUUUUUGAGAAUACACGAAAAAAUUAAAGUUAAAUCUCGUUUCGCAGGCGUUCUCGUCAUCGAAUCUAAAGAUCUCUAAUUUCCACACCACCACAAAACAGGUCAACGACAAAAGUUAGCACCACAAGAACACGACCCAGUCAAUUCAAAGGUGUAAAACUUUUGUUACAAGC
Molecule: messenger RNA, 12100 nt
Organism: Porites lobata
Lineage: Eukaryota; Metazoa; Cnidaria; Anthozoa; Scleractinia; Poritidae
Source: the annotation of a GenBank genome assembly